Molecule: messenger RNA, 1506 nt
Organism: Symbiodinium sp. CCMP2592
Lineage: Eukaryota; Dinophyceae; Suessiales; Symbiodiniaceae
Source: the annotation of a GenBank genome assembly
AUGGAGCAGAUUCUGACGGCCUUGGCUCAGAUGCAGGCGAAUGCCCCCGCAGCUUCGACCACAGCUCCACUACAGCUCAGCAACCCGAUCCUGCAGCAGCUUUUGUCCGAGGCAGCUCGACCCAAGCCUCAGUUUGAGGCUCAGGCUGUGUUGCCGCCAAAUAUUGCCCAGAUGAUUGCAGUGCAGCUGAAGAAAGAAAUGGAGGCAUCUGGGCAGGGCGUGCAGCAGCCGCAGCCGGAGAGCCAAGCUGUUGCUGCAGACAAGCAAAAGGCUCCUCGUGCAGAAAAGCAACAGGCUCCUGCUGCCAACGGCCCCGGUCCGAGCCGGAUGCCUGGCGUGGGGUCCGCGAAGGGGCCGGCUUCCGGCAGCAUGGUCCGAGAGUCUGACAUCAUGGAUGUAACGGGUGGAAAACCUUGGACCAAAGCUGAUGCGAAAACUAAGGUGGAGGACAAGCCGAAGCCAGAGAGAUCCGUGCUCUCGCUGUGCAAGAUCAUGACUUUCGAGUAUGUGGACAACCAGAUGGUCGAGGUGUAUGCUCGAGUGAUCAACAAGCCUGGCUUUAAAAGAAAAGCCCCGGAGGCCCCGGCAAAGCUGCCGGCAAAGGACGACCAGGAGCCUGCGUUUGAGGAGGAGACUACUGACGCAGACGAUGACAAGGACGCGCCCCAGAGCAGCAUGAAGCCGCCGGAGCCGAAUGGGCACCCACCGAAUGACGAUCGCAGCAAUCGGCAAAAGGAAGCGGAGGCCACCGACGACGUGGCCAAGCUGCACCGUGAGAGCGAGGAGGAGGCCCUCUCUCCCCGUCGCGGGGCAGAGAGGCCAAAGUCAAAGCCCCUUUCCAGGAAGAAGAAAAGGCGAUGUGCAGAAGAGACCGUGCCUACACCAAAGGUUACGCCGAAGCGGCUGAAAUUUUCGGAGCCAGAGCCAGAUGCAUCGGAGGACCCCGAGGAGGACGGCGAAGACGACGAUGAUCAGGAGGAGGAGGUUGAGGAGCCGGGCAGCGAGGAUGACGAUGUCUUCAAUGGCCCGUAUGCCCUGAAAGACAAGCCCAGAAAGCAGCUGAAGGCCAUCGAGGAUAAGCCGCCGCUGGCACUCGAGGAUGAAGCGAAGGAAGCAAGGCCGGCAGAAACUCCCCAGUCGUGUGGCCUGGAUUCCCUGCCUCGUGACCUUGGCAACAAGCUCAAGAAGCUCAGCGGCGAUCUUCUGGAGACUCUGACAGGCGACUUUGGAUCGUCUGAUGUGCCCCAUGUCAUUGCUAUCCUGGAUGGAGAGCAGAUUUAUAGCCUCGCGGACGCCUUUGACGUCCUCCUGGAUGUUGAAGGUGAACUUCCUGGCAUCCUUGGCGAAGAAUCCAAGGAUGCAGCGAGCAAACUGACGCUCCGAGGAAAGAAGAUCUUGAAGCGCUGGCCCCAGCUACUCAAGGCCAGACGCGGCUAUUCCGCAAUUCCGCGCAUUCCUGGCCUUUUGCAGCCUGUGCAGGCCAAGAAAGAGGAGAUGGGCGACUGA